Folsomia candida is the source of this 863-nucleotide messenger RNA. RefSeq lists its product as uncharacterized. Bases 103 to 753 code for a protein of 216 amino acids. The transcript has 8 exons. Lineage: Eukaryota; Metazoa; Arthropoda; Collembola; Entomobryomorpha; Isotomidae. The record is from RefSeq and is a predicted model, not a curated record.
CCACGUCAGCUGGACAUAUAAGGCUGCAUAGUCUCCAAUGUUGAGGCACAAUUACUCCAAAAACCGUAACAUUCAAACCACGGUUGAGUAUUUUCUUUCAGAAUGCAACACUUGUUCGUCUUCGCGCUCGUCCUGAGUGGCGGCGUCUUAAUCGCGGUUGACGCUCACGGAAGGUUCAUGAAGCCUCCAAACCGUUCCUCGAUUUGGCGUGUGCCCGAAUUUGCUGGACAAAAUCCACCCCCAAAUUACAGCGAUAACGAGCUGUACUGUGGUGGACUGCAUCAGGCUGACAAUCCAGGGAACAACUGUGGCGUUUGUGGCGACUCUUCGUCCACCUCAGCUCCACGACCGAACGAGAUUGGAGGCACGUUUUACAGAGGCAUCAUCACGGGAGACUAUUCGGCUGGCCAGAUCAUCGAUAUUGAAGUCGAGUUGACCGUGAGCCACUUGGGUGCGAUGGAAUUCCGCCUUUGUACCAACCCACAGACCGAAAAUCAGGCCUGUUUCAACCAAAACGUGCUCCGAAUUGCUGGCGGUGGACCCGGUUCCGGGACGACCAAACUGCCCGCUGGGCCGACAGGAUUGAUGCGAUCAAAGCUCCAACUUCCCUCCGGAGUUAGGUGCAACCACUGCAUCAUUCAGUGGAAUUAUCGCGCCGGAAAUAACUGGGGUGACUGCGGAAACGGCACGUCGGCCACGGGAUGCGGUCCCCAAGAAACGUUCCGUGGGUGCUCGGAUAUCCGAAUUCGUUAAAAUAUGGACUUUACACGGAUUCAAAUCGAGUUAUGCUUCUUGAUAAAUAUUUAUGUAUGUGUAUUACACCUUUUCUUGCUUGGUUAGAGUAAAGUAUGCAAAUUUACCAA